Nematocida ausubeli is the source of this 153-nucleotide messenger RNA. RefSeq lists its product as uncharacterized. NCBI's taxonomy places the organism in Eukaryota, Fungi, Microsporidia. The record is from RefSeq and is a predicted model, not a curated record. Bases 1 to 153 code for a protein of 50 amino acids. The transcript has a single exon.
AUGUGCAGAAAUGGAAUGAAUAGAGUACUAGGUACAUGCACCCUGCACGCAAAGCAAUACUAUGAAGAAUCUACACAUGCAUACUCCACUUCAGAUAUACUGUGUAUAUUCUAUCAUGAUUUUAAAAUUUUUAAUGGCUUUCUCAGUGCAUAA